Molecule: messenger RNA, 1374 nt
Organism: Rubroshorea leprosula
Lineage: Eukaryota; Viridiplantae; Streptophyta; Magnoliopsida; Malvales; Dipterocarpaceae
Source: the annotation of a GenBank genome assembly
UUCCUAGUUGCUUCCUUAUUGUGUCUAUCUUGUUCUCUCACUUUCUGGGGAGGGAAACUUGAGAAAUUGGGAAUAUCCCAAAUCAACGCAAGAACACACUCUUCUAGACCAGUUCUUAUCUUGCCUCAGUUAAACCAUGUUUCAGGUAGCGUCCAGGUCUCUGGUGAAGAUCGGAGAGAAACCCAUGAGUCCCAACAGCUUCCUGUUGCCGGCGAGAUCGACAGACAUGGAUCCUGGGAUCUGGAGCCGGCUGCCGGAGGAAAUCCUCGAGUACAUACUCUCCUUUUUGCCUCUCAAAAGCUUCCUGAAUUUGAGGUCAACGUGUAAGCACUUCAGGUCUCUGUUGUUCUCACCUUCUUUCAUUUCCAAACACUCUUCCUCUUCUCCUUUCUCAUCUUUUCUCCUCCUUUCUCAUCCUCAAUGCCAUGGCUGUUUUCCAAUCUAUGAUUCGGUUCUCAGCUCUUGGAGGAAUUUCCCUCUUUCGUCUUCACCAUUGAUUCCUCGCUCUGCUCCUUCUACUCUUGUCUCUUCGUCAAAUGGGAUCUUCUGUUUUUCCCUCCCCUCGUCAUAUUCUUUCCUUGUGUGCAAUCUCUUGGCCAAAUCUUCGAGGGUUAUUAAAUUUCCGUCUUACCCAUUUGGAUUCGAUUUGCUCACUUUGGUUUCCACCCCGUUUGGGUACAAAAUCUUCAUGAUUUGUUCGAAAUUCUCUUCGAAUGAGGUAUUCGUUUAUGAUUCAAAGGUUCAUUCUUGGGGAAAAUUCGAUGGUUUUCAGCCGAUUCUCACUGACAAUUACCAUCAGGAAGGCGUGUACUUUAAUGGGUCUUUGUAUUUCACAACACCGGAGCCGUUUUCCAUAGUUUCCUUCAAUAUGGAGAGUGGGAAAUGGGAAAGACCCAAUGUUGAAUUACCAGGGGAGCUAACAUUUGUUAGGCUGGUCAGCGGCGAUGGGAAGUUGUAUUUGGUGGGAGGAAUUGGGAGGAAUGGUAUUUCCAGGAGCAUGAAACUGUGGGAAUUGGAGGAAGGAGCGAAUUGGAUGGAAGUGGAGAGACUACCGGAACUUAUGUGCAGGAAAUUCAUGUCCGUCUGUUACCACAACUACGAGCAUGCGUAUUGCUUUUGGCACCAGGGAAUGAUCUGCGUUUGCUGCUACACAUGGCCGGAAAUCCUGUACUACAAGGUCUCGAGGAGGACCUGGCACUGGCUCCCCCGGUGCCCGUCAUUGCCGGAGAAAUGGAGCUGUGGCUUCAGGUGGUUCUCUUUUGUUCCGGAACUGUAUGCUUUGGUUUAAGUUUUCCAGUUUUAUUUUUGUUCUGUUUUUGUGCUGUUUCUCAGUUUUCUGUUUUUGAUUUUGUAUAAUAAAGUAUGAAUUCAGGU